Molecule: messenger RNA, 2139 nt
Organism: Scleropages formosus (Asian bonytongue)
Lineage: Eukaryota; Metazoa; Chordata; Actinopteri; Osteoglossiformes; Osteoglossidae
Gene: htra4
Product: HtrA serine peptidase 4
Exons: 9
Coding region: 488-1885 (465 amino acids)
Biological process (GO): proteolysis; programmed cell death; positive regulation of apoptotic process
Cellular component (GO): extracellular region
Molecular function (GO): protein binding; serine-type endopeptidase activity
Source: RefSeq, a predicted model, not a curated record
GUCAGUUAGUUCAGCAGAGUGACAUGCUGCUACAGGGCACUGACUGAGCGCGGAGCCCCUUCGGCACGGCAGCUUCACGAGAGCGCGCGUGCGUUCCGGUGGAAACAUCCGAGGACAACGGCCACUCGUAUAAAUCCUCGACGGCAGCAGCACGCGUACAUUUUCACCAGCUGAAUCUUUCAAUUUGGACUUUUCAUCCCCCCAGAUUAUUCCACACAGUACAUUUUCGCGGUUUUUCCUCUGUCCCCAUAAGUUACAAGCGGUCUCGUUCGUUGUGCGUCACACGCCAAUACUACUACAGUGUACACUGUGCUGGGAAUCUUCUUUCUGCCACUUCCCACAGGGAAUCGAGUUUCUUUUGCCUUUAGGUCACCUAACAGAUUCAUUCAACCUUGAGCGCAUGUUCAGGGCAUCGCUGGAUACUGCACUUUCCGCGGCUUUCGGGACUCUUUCACUUCAUUUUGUUCACGUGAGUGAGUGAGGAAAAAUGCUGAAGCUCGCGCUCUGCGUCCUGCUGUUCGUCCUCCCCGCGGCGGACUCGCGGCAGCUCCGCAAGCGGCAGACCCGCUGUCCGCAGGUGUGCGACCCGUCCGGCUGUCGCCCCGUCACGGACACGUGCUACUACGGACACGUGAAGGACUCCUGCGGCUGCUGCCGGCUGUGCGCCUCAGGCGAGGGCGACCCGUGCGGGGAGCGCGCGCUGCCCGCCUGCGGAGAGGGCAUGGUGUGCGAGCACGCGGCGGGCGGGCGCAAGCGGCGCCGCGGUGGCUCGUGCGUGUGCGUCUCCGCGGGGCCCGUGUGCGGCAGCGACUGGAGGACGUACCCGAGCAUCUGCCGCCUGAGAGCCGAGAACCGGAGAGCGGACCGGAGCGGGACCCCCCGCGUCAUCCUGGUCCAGAAGGGAAGCUGUGACUCGGGGCCACAGAAUCCUGGCAGCAUGCGCUACAAGUUCAACUUCAUUGCAGAUGUGGUGGACAAGAUUGCCCCAGCCGUGGUCCAUCUGGAGCUUUUCCUCAGAAUGCCAUUCUCCAAGCAGGAGAUCCCAGUAUCCAGUGGCUCUGGGUUCAUUGUGUCAGAUGACGGCUGGAUCGUGACCAACGCACACGUCCUAUCCAACAAGCAGCGCAUCAAGGUGGCGCUAAAGAGCGGGGCACAGCAUGACGCCAUCGUCAAGGAUGUGGACCAGAAACUAGACAUAGCACUCAUUAAAAUUGAGUCAGAUAGUCCCCUGCCCGUCCUGCUGCUGGGCCGCUCCUCGGACCUGCGGCCAGGAGAGUUCGUGGUAGCCGUAGGCAGCCCCUUCUCCCUGCAGAACACUGUGACCACAGGCAUCGUGAGCACCGCACAGAGGGGCGGCCACGAGCUGGGCCUCAAGGACUCCGAUAUGGAAUACAUCCAGACGGACGCCAUCAUCAAUUAUGGCAACUCGGGGGGACCACUCGUGAACUUGGAUGGUGAUGUCAUUGGGAUUAACACAUUGAAGGUCACAGCAGGAAUAUCAUUUGCAAUUCCAUCAGACAAAAUACGCCAGUUUCUAGCAGAAUCCUAUGAUAGACAAAUAAAAGGAAAGACUCUUCCGAAGAAGAGGUACAUGGGGGUCAGAAUGCUCCAGCUCUCAGCUGCUUUGAUCCGAGAUCUGAAGGACCGUGACAGGGACUUCCCAGACGUCAGCUCAGGGGUGUAUGUGUAUGAAGUGAUCCCAGGCACAGCUGCAGCCAGCUCCGGGAUAAAGAACCGGGAUGUGAUUGUAAGCAUCAACGGUCAGCCUAUUCAGACCACAGAGGACGUGAGUGAGGCAGUGCAGUCUGCUAGCAGCCUCUCUGUGGCGGUGCGACGUGCAGACGAAGACGUGACGCUCACAGUAGUCCCUGAGGAAAUAGACUAGGCUGCUACUUACCAAGGAGAUUCUCUGUGUCUGCGAGGGGCAGCACUCCUUCCUGCAAGUGAAGUCUCCAUGUACCGUGUGUACAGAUAGCCUCCAACCCAACAGAAGAGCACUUAAUCUGUAUUCCUUGUGGGGAAAAACAAACUGGUCCACCUCUUUUCACAAUGAUCAUACAGCUUAUAAAGUCAAACUUACCACUUUUUUACAUAAGCCAAAAAAAAUUAUGUUCUUAUAUCCCUUUUGGCUUUAUAGCA